AUGGCCUUUGCCGAAAUCACCGUCUCACCCAGCACGCCGAUGCCCAGGGAUUACAAGCUCCUCCGCAAGGGCUACGCAUUCAUGACGGCCCUGUGUCGCCGCAAGACCAUGGCCGCCGGCCGGACCCUCUACGUUGUGCGCUCCGGGUCUACGACCAUCGGUCUGCGCGCGCCCCGACACAUCGUUCACGAGACCCUCCAGGAGGAGCGCCAGACGCGCGACGCGCGACGCGACGCGGUGACGGCCCGCAACGAGACCACUCGGUGCGCCUUCGCCGCGGCGCUGCGGCGGCAGUUCCCGGGCAUGCCCGCGGAGGACGCGGAAAAGGUGCUGCAGCGCACGCUCAGGAAGCGCAGCGGCAGGGUGGGAAGGUCGUCGAAGCUGGGCAUCGAGGACAAAGUGCGCCUGGCGGUGGUGGCGCAUGUGCGACAUGCGCAUACGGAGUAUGAUGGGCUUGUCGGGAAUGAGCAAAUGAGCCGUGAGAAUGCAAGAAAGGAAGUGUACGACUCCGUACAGCAGAAGCCAUCUUGGCUGCUAUUCCGUUACUACCUCUCAUCGGAUGAACUGCCUCUUUCUACGAGGGGGCCUAAGUCUGUUGUCUACUUUCAGACAACCUUGCUCCGAUAUUGCCUCUUUCUGUUGAGCCUUCGUCUCCAAGCUGAUUAUGCGCUCCAAAUCGUACUACGUAUUACGGCGGAACAGGCACGAAUCGCGAAGAAAGCCCAAAUUGAUGCAGGCGGCUAUGUAUAG
This is a messenger RNA of Cordyceps fumosorosea ARSEF 2679, 750 nucleotides long. RefSeq lists its product as hypothetical. The transcript is spliced from 2 exons. NCBI's taxonomy places the organism in Eukaryota, Fungi, Ascomycota, Sordariomycetes, Hypocreales, Cordycipitaceae. The coding region runs from base 1 to 750 and encodes 249 amino acids. The record is from RefSeq and is a predicted model, not a curated record.